AUGAGUGACGACGUCAUGGUGAAGCACACGUUCUCCGAUAGAAACACUGAAAUCGAAGUGAACGUGCAUCACUCUCAUCUCAGACGCGAUGCGCUCGAGAAACUUGCCGCCCUCUCCGCCAAAUCCCCUAAGACCGCAACGGGCCACUCGGACCUGACAAGACUCUGCAAGACAUGCCCCCAGAUACACACAGGAGCCAAUGGCUACGGCCAUGGCGGCUCGUUCAGUCGUCCUCCUGCCGCGAGCAUUCCGAUGAGCUUGCCAGAACUGGAGGUCCUUCUCGCGCUAUGUAAAGCAGCCCCAUCCGUACAGAAUCUUGAAAAUGCGCAACAAUUGCAGCAACAAAUCUCGCCAUAUCUUCCUGAGUCACACGUACAAGCCAUCAAACCUUCAUCCUCCGUCCGCGAACUCGAUCCCUCCCCAUGGGAGACCCUUACCUUCCAGCUCACGUCGGCCCUCCUGUGUAUAGGUGUGAACCACACAAGCCUUCGGCGGAAGGCCGCUGCGACAGCGCAAGAUUACAUCGAGGCUUGGUCAAGUGUAGCAGCCACCUUGUCGGCAGAGCAAUUCGACGGAGAUGACACCGUGGAUUUCCGGGAGGAUGGAGCGCUUUCCAAGGUUGUCACCCUCGCGAUGUCACUAUUGGGCUUCACCGAAGCAGCCGCUCAAUACGCGUGUUUCUGGACAGCUCGAGAAAGGCUUCAGGUCAUCGAGUCGUUGCGGGAGGCUCUGUCAGAGAAGUUUGUGGUUGCGCUAGAAACAGCCUUGUCCGUAAUCCGGAAUGCACGAAGCUCGCAGCGUGGCUUGAGAGAAUGGAAGAGAUACACGAAGCACUAUGCAGCGACCGGACGGCCUCUUGGUGUCAUGUUACUGCGACAGGCCUUUACGCGAUUGAUCGCGUCUUCUGCAUCACUGCUUGUCGCUCCCUCGAUGCCCCAUACCGAGCAAUCCGUGCUGGACGUCCUCCGGACUAUGAAACGGGUAGACCUCAGGUAUACGGAGCCAGUAGAUGAAGAGCUGCUGUUCGGUCUUGCCGACAUUGCUGCAGACGAGUUAAGAUUAUUGGAAGAGGGCUCCGACUACCUUCAGAUUGGAUCAGCAUGGCAGCAGCGCCUCGCAUGCGCAGUCAAAGCUAAUGCGUUGAUUAGCUUUCUCUGCUGUUCCAUCGUGGAUGAAGAGGUCGCAGAGCCGGACACCUUGAUAACAUGGCUAGAAGCAACUGUCGCAGACCCGGUCCAGCUAGCCGACGAAAACUUGGCUUCGGUCGUGUUCAAGUGUAUGAGCGUGCUAGCGAAGACGUCGUCAUCAAUCGCUGCUACCUUGAGCCGUUUCCUUCCGCGUGUCAUUGUGCAAGGGGGCUUCGACGGUCGCACAGCUUCCGUAGCGGCGGACUGUUUAGGAUCCAUUCUGAUGCUGCUCCCACAAGACGCAGUCAUCGCAACACUCUACAGCUUGGGAAAUGUUCUUAGUGCUGGCGCUGAAAAGGACAGAGCUGCCACAGCUUCACCGUUUGCUGAUGGCACAUCUACGUCGAGAGCACAACCGAACGGUGGCCUCUACAAGACCAAGACUGGAGGAAGUGCAAUAUCACUCGCACCUAGUGACGUUGAAGAGCCAUCGCUUGUCUAUGCAACUGUCAUCCAAACCAUAGUCAGUAUUGCGACGAGCUGCAGUGAUGAGAAAAUUACGGCAUUAGCUCUCUCAAUGCUUAUACAGAAGGUGGGCCGAGUCAGCGUCUCAGUAGACGCCGAGAUCAUCACAGAGUCAGCUCUCCUUGGAGCCGGAAGCGGGGAAAGCGAGUUUCGAUCUUUACUGAAGCUCUACGAUAAACUAGCUCAUGAUGCACUGAUUCGAAACAACUUGCUGAUCCUCGAAGCGGUGAUGACAGCAAGGAACCAUCUGUCCCGCUCCAUCAAGAAGGACAAACCAUCCUUUGGAAUCUACGUUAUUCACCUGCUCGAGACGAUCAUUAGCAAAGGAGAUGCCCACGAGAAAUACAACAGAUAUAUUGCGGACUCUGACCUAGCUGCUCAGGAGAUCGGUCAGCUGCUCUCACCGCUGGCUUUGGUGGUUUCGCUCAACAUAGCUACCGCUGGCGAGAAGCCUGGGAAUGAUAGCAUCAUAAUCCUGCAACGCGACGCUUGGUUCAACAUCGUCGUUCACGGCUUCGAUCUCACAACGCCGCUUGGUCAGAAGCACAUCAACGAACUCCGCGUGCUGGCACAGUACAGCCAACCGCUGGUAGCAGAAGAUCGUGCAGAUCAGUUGGAAAGUGACAUCGAGCUGAAUGUUGUCUUGAGGAGAGGCAAGGGCGCGGAGCAAGCGGUCGACCAAAAGAAGCAUCUUAUCGAGCUGCUACCUUCUUGUGAACCGCACAUCAGGUCUAUAAGCUAUCCUGAGGCGGUGUUCCUCAAUGCUGCUAAUCUCGUUGAGUCUUUGCGGGCGAGUUCUGGGGACUGCACCAAGUCCCUAAUCUACUUUCUAGAUCCGAAACUACGCAAUGGACCGAUGGGGAACGUCAUGACCGCGAUAGCCCUAGGAACAGUCAAGACGUACCUAUCGCGGACACUUACGGGCAAUAUCCAAGCUUUCUCCGCUCCAUAUCUCGCUCGGCAGCUCUCAAUCAUUUUCAGCAGGUGCUGCCACCGUAUCAGCCGGGUCCAGCAGGUUGCUUAUUCAUGCGCCGAUCUCAUUAUCAACUCAGUGCCGUCGGCGUUGUGCCAGAAGACAUCAUUGUUUGCGCUCUUAGAGCUGUUGACCCUCAUGUGGUCUAGCUGUCUUGAGGGCGAGACUGAUGAGUACGAGUGGACGGCCUAUCAUGCGUCUGCUCGAGAAGACAUAGCCGUGGAGCUGUCAGACGAUUACAGCUUCAGGCGCUCGACACUAUUGACUUUCCAGAAACACGCUAAAGAGUGGGUAGGAAAAGCACUGAACGUCGCGCCGUUGGACAUCAAGGGCUUCCUACAGACUUAUCUGUCAGAGAUCGAUGACGAUAACGCGUACGGUCACGUAGCACUUGGGAGAUCUUUCGCAUUGGAAAUGGGCUCUGCUAUACCCUCUACAGACCAACGACUUGGAGCGAUUGAUCAGCACAGGGAGCUCCACAUCAACACGGCGUCUGACUUCGUCUCUCAGUACACUACGCGUCAAGAAUAUCGCCUUGUUGAUUGUAUCCAAGACCAGCAAGAAGAAUGGACGCGUCCCGCCAACGGUACAGACCUUCUCGUUCGCAAGACACUUGGUCUCAUCCAGAGCAUGGAAGAUGCAAAGACUCUACUUCAAGAUCUUGAAGCUCGUACCUUUAGCAACCGAGACGUGCCAAUUGCCGAGCUACGCGACGCUCUGAGAAGAGCAGCGGCCCUGCUCUGUCGGGCACGGACGGAUCAAUCUGCGAUUGUGCAUCACCUUGUGGGCAUACCCUUCGCAGUGUUCUCUAAGCAAGCUAUCAAGUUGGGCAUCUCCUUAUGGACGAGCGUCAUCAAGGAGAAUCCUAGGAUGCAGUCAAGAAUCCUGGUCGAGAUCGUCGAGCAAUGGGAGGCAACGGUUCACAACAAGCGUGGCUUCUUCGAUGAUAGCCAUCACCAUUUCGACCCGUUCUACGUGAAGCAGGAAUUCGCGCCUACCGACAAAGCGGCAAUUCAAAGACAGCAUCAGCGAACCCACAACAUGAUUGCUCCUCAUUUUCGCCUACUGCAAUUCUUCUCAAGCCACUUCAACGCUACCAGGCUUGGGAGUCCUCACGUGGAGAAGAUUUACAACCGACUUAUGCACGUCACUCUGGAAGCCAUGCCCUACACCUCCAACCACCCCUUGGCGCGAGAAGUGCAUUUCCACAUCGUCCUACUCGGGCUUCGAGUGCUCCGCUUCAGCACAGAUCUUAGUGCGGCCAUGCAAUGGAGACUGAAGGAUCGCAUCCUCUCCGCAGCACUUGUAUGGUUUUCGAGGCAGCCAAAAUGGUCAUUUGGCGGAAACCGCCUUCAGGUCAAAGCGGAGACGCAUAUUCUAGCCGAUGUCCAGGCUGCACUGCAAGAUGUUGCCACAGUCGGCAUCAAACCGAAUGCUACCCUCAAGUCGUUGCAGACAAAGCAGGACCUGCUACUCAUGCUCCUGGCAAAUGAACAGUCGCGGCUCAUGGUCUGGCUGUUCCCGCUUGAUUACGAGAAGAAGCAUUACUUCACUUCUGGCCAGCAUUCGAAAGAACCAGCAGAGGGUGCUCUUACUCUCCUACUCAAAACGGCCUGGGCAGAAGACUCAGCAUUAGCUGUCCAGCUAGCACACCGCUUUCCUUCUGCGAAGCUCACAAAUGAAGUUCGUUGGUUGAUUCUCAACUUCCCAGACAAGAUCACACAUGAACCGGAUGCUCUAGAGAUCCUGCUUGGCAAUUCACUACCCAGUGAUGUGUCGUUCCAACUCAAGUACCUAUUAUACUGGGCACCAGUCAACCCUAUAACAGCUGUGACCUACUUCCUGCCUGCAUACGGCAACCAUCCGUUCAUCAUUCAGUAUGCCAUGCGAGCCUUGGAGAGCCAUUCGGUCGAUGUCACCUUCUUCUAUGUUCCACAGAUUGUGCAAACUCUGCGAUACGACGUGCUGGGAUAUGUGGAGAGGUACAUCAUCGAGACAGCAAAGUUCUCACAGCUUUUCGCCCAUCAGAUCAUCUGGAACAUGAAGGCCAAUGCAUACAAGGACGAAGACUCUCAGAUACCCGAUCCUGUAAAACCAACGCUCGACAAAGUCAUGGAUGCGUUGAUCUCAAGCUUCGGAAAAGACGACAAAGCCUUCUAUGAGCGCGAGUUCUCCUUCUUCAACGAAGUGACGAGUAUUUCAGGCAAGCUACGACCAUUCAUCAAGAGGCCCAAGCCCGAGAAAAAACAGAAGAUUGAAGAAGAGUUGCGCAAGAUCAAAGUAGAAGUUGGAGUGUAUCUACCGAGUAAUCCAGAUGGUGUGGUUAUCGGCAUUGACCGUAAAUCCGGCAAGCCUCUUCAGAGCCACGCGAAAGCGCCGUAUAUGGCUACGUUCCGCAUAAGAAAAGAGAAGGGAGAGGUCGAGGAGAGGGAGGAGAAGCUGAACCAGGCAGCCGAUGGCCCAAGAGAAAACACUUAUGAGGUUUGGCAGUCGGCCAUCUUCAAAGUGGGCGACGAUUGUCGUCAAGACGUCCUGGCACUGCAGAUGAUUGCUGCCUUCCGAGGCAUAUUCCACAACGUCGGUUUGGAUGUUUACGUCAAUCCCUACCGUGUCACAGCCACGGCACCGGGAUGUGGCGUCAUCGACGUCCUACCCAAUUCCAUCUCGCGCGACAUGCUCGGCCGCGAAGCGGUGAACGGUCUCUACGAGUAUUUUGUCUCCAAGUACGGCGGUGAAGACUCAAUCCGCUUCCAGGAAGCACGAACCAACUUCGUAAAGUCCAUGGCCGCAUACAGUAUCAUUUCGUACCUGCUCCAGUUCAAGGACCGGCACAAUGGUAAUAUCAUGAUAGAUGACGCAGGGCAUAUCCUGCAUAUCGACUUUGGUUUCUGCUUCGACAUCGCGCCCGGCGGCAUCAAGUUCGAACGUGCCCCUUUCAAGCUUACUUCCGAGAUGGUCGCGGUGAUGGGCGGCUCCACUACUUCUCAACCGUACCGCUGGUUCGAGGAACUCUGCAUCAAGGCGUUUCUUGCGUCGCGUCAGCACUGCGAGCAUCUCGUUCACAUGGUCGUUGUUAUGCUUGAUAGCGGUUUGCCGUGUUUCAAGCCGGAGACGGUACAGCACUUUCGAGAGAGGUUUGUGCUCGAGAGGAACGAGAGGGAUGCAGCGGAUUUCGUGAAGGAUCUCAUCAAGAAGAGCUACAGCAGCCAUUCAACGAAGACGUACGAUCAGUUCCAGCUACUGACGAACGGUAUUCCUUAUUAA
This is a messenger RNA of Coniosporium apollinis CBS 100218, 5889 nucleotides long. RefSeq lists its product as uncharacterized. Bases 1 to 5889 code for a protein of 1962 amino acids. The record is from RefSeq and is a predicted model, not a curated record. The transcript is spliced from 8 exons. Gene Ontology annotation, biological process: phosphatidylinositol phosphate biosynthetic process; phosphatidylinositol-mediated signaling. Gene Ontology annotation, molecular function: 1-phosphatidylinositol 4-kinase activity. Gene Ontology annotation, cellular component: plasma membrane; cytoplasm. Lineage: Eukaryota; Fungi; Ascomycota; Dothideomycetes.